This is a messenger RNA of Priapulus caudatus, 723 nucleotides long. RefSeq lists its product as uncharacterized. The record is from RefSeq and is a predicted model, not a curated record. Bases 1 to 723 code for a protein of 240 amino acids. The transcript is spliced from 2 exons. NCBI's taxonomy places the organism in Eukaryota, Metazoa, Priapulida, Priapulimorpha, Priapulimorphida, Priapulidae.
AUGGAAGAAAAUAUUUGUGGAAUUCAAGAGGCUAGAGCAGUUCAAGUUUCUCAGAUGUCUGACUCCACCGGCAGCGGGCAGUGGUUGGUAGAAGAGGGCGUCUACGAAUGUCGAUUAGUGGCUUCUAAGUCUAGGGUUGCUCCUCUCAAGAGAUUAACCAUACCGAGGCUUGAGCUGCAGGCAGCUGUCAUUGCAGCAAGACUGGCAGAGACAAUUGUGCAAGAGUUUACCUUUGAAUUCAAGGGCUUGUAUUUCUUCUCUGACAGCAUGAUCGUGUUGAGGUGGCUCAAGAAACCUCCUGGUUGGUUCAAGUUGUUUGUGUCGGUCAGGGUGGCCGAGAUUCAAGGCAAAACUGGAGGAGCAAGUUGGAGGCAUGUUGCAGGCACUGACAACCCGGCUGAUGACCUAUCUAAAGGUAUAAAUGAUCAAGGGUUGAAGAAGAGAUGGAUGUCAGGUCCAGAGUUUCUUACCAAGCCAGAGGGAGAAUGGCCUCAACGGUUUGAAGACCAGGGCUGUGAUGAAGGUGAAGAAGCAAAGGCAAUCUUCACUGGUAGUGUAAAUGUUCAGCAAGAUGUAGAUAUUGGUAUCGACGAUAUCCAGAGCUGGGAGGAGUUGCUAGAGGCUUAUAAAAGGCAGAUCAAUAAUGGAAGCGUAUUAGAGGUUGCAGAUAUUCAGAAUCUAGAGGCGGAGAUGCUCAGAAGGGUCCAGAAGGAGUUUCCCUGA